Messenger RNA from Owenia fusiformis, 930 nucleotides. The record is from the annotation of a GenBank genome assembly. NCBI's taxonomy places the organism in Eukaryota, Metazoa, Annelida, Polychaeta, Sabellida, Oweniidae.
CCCUUAAAUAGUUAGGUUUAAAAGAACGAAAAUGGAUUCAACGUUUUCUCUGAGAGAAUUUAUUGACAUUAACAAGGAUGUGUUGCCAGAACGUGUCAAGGUUACUGGGGGUGUACAGUGUGGUGAGGACGAGGAUUUACCAACAGGUACUGUCCUGGAUCUACAUUCAGUACACGUAAAACAGAUCAACCUUGUAUAUAAGGAGAAGGGAAGAAAGAUUGAAAAUAGAAUAGCCAUACACGAGUCUAAUCCAACAAAAUUCCAAAUUCUGGAUUACCACCCAGUAGGACAUGUGUACACUACAGUAAAGGAUUUGAUUGAAGUUUGCCCGUUUGUUGUAAAAUGUAACAAGACGUGGCGAAGCGAUGACGGAGCUUUUCUAUUAGAGAAAGAUGAGAUCUUGAAAUUAAUCAGACUUGUAGUGGGCAAAAAUUGGCAGAGGUUAUUAGAAUGUAAACUUGUUAGACAAAUGAAGCUUGUUCAGCUUCCAAUGGACUGUGAGGGACAUUUCACUGCAAAGAAACUAAACAACUUUUACACAGUGUCAGAUUUGGUACAUCAAUUUCCAAAAGAACGUAAACUCAAGCUGGUGAAAGGCGAUGUAAUAGAUGAACGAAAUCAAAUCCAAGGUCUCCCUCUGGAUGGAUUAGUCACGAUGCUUACACCCGACCUGGAGGUAGAAUACUCCAUGAAGGAAUAUCCUGGUGAUAGGCACAGGUUGGACGUCAAUAAACAAUUGAUAAACAAAUAAACACAAAUCCAGAAAUUACCGGUCACUUUCUUUAUCAGGAGAGCUGUCAACACAUCUGAUAAGAAGUGUUCUAAGCAGCUCUAGUGAAACUUGAUGCUAUGUUUGGUCUAAUACAAGAUGCAGCCUACUUGUAAAUAAAAUACAGUUAUCCUUGUACGUAAUAUAUGGUUCAACAAAAA